This is a messenger RNA of Nerophis lumbriciformis (worm pipefish), 1095 nucleotides long. NCBI's taxonomy places the organism in Eukaryota, Metazoa, Chordata, Actinopteri, Syngnathiformes, Syngnathidae. The record is from RefSeq and is a predicted model, not a curated record.
AUGGAUGUCACAAGAGGUAAAGGGGAGCCGGGAUUGCAGAAUCCCGCCGGGCCCACGGACAAACCAAACUUGCAUGCGUUGGAAAGCAUGCUUCCCAAAGCGGUAAAAAGGCGAGUGCACGCCUUGAAAAGGCUCCAGCUUCAGUGCGUCAACAUCGAAUCCAAGUUUUACGAGGAAGUUCACGAACUGGAGAGGAAGUACGCUGCCAUCUGUAGGCCGUUAUACGACAAGAGAAGAGAUAUCGUCACGGCCGCAGUGGAACCCACAGACGCCGAGUGCGAGUGGAACAGCGAUAAAGACGAAGAGGACGAGCUGUCCGACCAGAUCAAGAAAAUAAUAGCAAUCGACACCAAGAUGGAGGAUUCCCCAUCAGUGGAAGACCCGAAAGGCAUCCCGGACUUCUGGCUCACUAUAUUUCGCAACGCGGACAUGCUAACCGACAUGAUCCAAGAACACGACGAGCCCAUCCUCAAGCACCUCAAAGAUAUCCAAGUCAAGUUUUCCGAACCGAACCACCCCAUGAGUUUCACACUAGAGUUCUACUUCGAGCCCAACAGCUUCUUCAGCAACACCGUGCUCACUAAAGUCUACAAGAUGAAGGCGGAACCCGACACUUCGGAGCCAUUCUCCUUCGAAGGGCCGGAGAUCGUCGACUGUGUCGGCUGCACGAUCGAUUGGCACAAGGGCAAAGACGUGACCGUGAAGACCAUUAGGAAGAAGCAGAAGCACAAAGGUCGGGGCACGGUCCGUACCGUCACCAAACAAGUUCCCAACCCUUCCUUUUUCAACUUCUUCAACCCUGUCAAAGCUUCACCAGACGGUGCCGAACUGGACGAAGACUCGGAGCUAACGUUCGACUUCGAGGUCGGUCAUUUCUUCCGCGAGAGAAUCAUCCCGCGAGCUGUUCUGUACUUCACCGGAGAGGCCAUGGAAGACGACGAGAGCUUUGAUGAGGAACUAGAAGAAGGAGACGAGGAGCAAGAUGACGACGACGAUGACGAUGAAGACGACGACGAUGAUGACGACGACGACGAUGGAGACUUUGAUCCGAGGAAAGAAACCCCCGCCCAGCCCGCCGAAUGCAAGCAGCAGUAA